AGUCGGUUGGAAUUGGUUGAAAAGUUGAAAACGAACGCUUUGAUCGGAUAUUCAGAACAAAAAAUUUUCCCUUUGUGUUAUUUUAAUUUGUUUGAUGUGAUUUCUGUUUCCAUUAAAAAUGAAAUCAUUAACAAUUAUACUAGUUACCGUUCAAAUAUUAGUGUUAUGUAAAGCUGAUAUUUCGCUGUCAUCAGCUGGAAAUAACUUCGAAGGAUACUCAUAUCCGAAGCCUAAAAUUCCUUUUGAAACUGGAUUUCAAAAGAAAGUUGAGGCUGAAACACCGAAACCUACAUAUUUACCUCCAACAGUGCCCACUCCAAAGCCGACUUACUUGCCUCCAGUAGUCAAAAAAGUUGAACCAAUAACGACAAAGGCUACAACCACCAGAGCGACAACACCGAAGCCUACAACAAGACCACCAGCACCUGUUGUCAAGAAAGCUGAUGUGAAAGAGGGUUAUAAUUAUCCAGCUCCACCUGCAGCUAAGCAACUCACACUUCCUCCUAAACCUAAACCAACUCCAGUGGUUACAAAGAAAAGUGCCCCCAUAACCCCUCCACCGCCAACAUAUUUGCCACCAACUACGCCACCACCCACAUACUUGCCUCCAGUAGUCAAAAAAAUUGAACCAAUAACAACAAAGGCUACAACCACCAGAGCGACAACACCGAAGCCUACAACAAGAGCCACGACAACAAGACCACCAGCACCUGUUGUCAAGAAAGCCGAUGUGAAAGAGGGUUAUGAUUAUCCAGCUCCACCUGCAGCUAAACAACUCACACUUCCUCCAAAACCUAAACCAACUCCAGUGGUUACAAAGAAAAGUGCCCCAAUAACCACUCCACCACCCACUUACUUGCCUCCAGUAGUCAAAAAAGUUGAACCAAUAACGACAAGGGCUACAACCACCAGAGCGACAACACCUAAGCCUACAACAAGAGCCACGACAACAAGACCUCCAGCACCUGUUGUCAAGAAAGCCGAUGUGAAAGAGGGUUAUGAUUAUCCAGCUCCACCUGCAGCUAAACAACUCACACUUCCUCCAAAACCUAAACCAACUCCAGUGGUUACAAAGAAAAGUGCCCCUAUAACCACUCCACCUCCCACAUACUUACCUCCAGUAGUCAAAAAAGUUGAACCAAUAACGACAAGGGCUACAACCACCAGAGCGACAACACCUAAGCCUACAACAAGAGCCACGACAACAAGACCUCCAGCACCUGUUGUCAAGAAAGCUGAAGUGAAAGAGGGUUAUGAUUAUCCAGCCCCACCUGCAGCUAAACAACUCACACUUCCUCCAAAACCUAAACCAACUCCAGUGGUUACAAAGAAAAGUGCCCCCAUAACCACUCCACCACCAACAUAUUUGCCACCAACUACGCCACCACCCACUUACUUGCCUCCAGUUGUCAAAAAAGUUGAACCAAUAACGACAAAAGCUACAACCACCAGAGCGACAACACCUAAGCCUACAACAAGAGCCACGACAACAAGACCUCCAGCACCUGUUGUCAAGAAAGCUGAAGUGAAAGAGGGUUAUGAUUAUCCAGCCCCCCCUGCAGCUAAACAACUCACACUUCCUCCAAAACCUAAACCAACUCCAGUGGUUACAAAGAAAAGUGCCCCUAUAACCACUCCACCUCCCACAUACUUACCUCCAGUUGUCAAAAAAGUUGAACCAAUAACGACAAGGGCUACAACCACCAGAGCGACAACACCUAAGCCUACAACAAGAGCCACGACAACAAGACCUCCAGCACCUGUUGUCAAGAAAGCUGAAGUGAAAGAGGGUUAUGAUUAUCCAGNAAGUGCCCCCAUAACCACUCCACCACCAACAUAUUUACCACCAACUACGCCACCACCCACUUACUUGCCUCCAGUUGUCAAAAAAGUUGAACCAAUAACGACAAAAGCUACAACCAUCAGAGCGACAACACCUAAGCCUACAACAAGAGCCACGACAACAAGACCACCAGCACCUGUUGUCAAGAAAGCCGAUGUGAAAGAGGGUUAUGAUUAUCCAGCCCCCCCUGCAGCUAAACAACUCACACUUCCUCCAAAACCUAAACCCACUCCAGUGGUUACAAAGAAAAGUGCCCCCAUAACCACUCCACCACCAACAUAUUUGCCACCAACCACUCCACCACCCACUUACUUACCUCCAGUUGUUAAAAAGAUAGAAACACCUAAACCGACUACAAGACCUCCCACAACAAAACCGCCCGUGAUAGUCGCAAAGAAAGACGAUGAGGGUUAUAAAUAUCCAAAACCAUCAAUACCUUUCUUCUAUUAGUUUUGAUAAAACAGAUUUUUUUGUGUUUUCGCCAUUCUGUAAAGUUGUAUGAUAAUACGAGAUAACUAACAUUAAACAAACUUGUUUAUAAUUACUGCCAGAUGUUCAUAUUACUUUGACUUUGUCUAUCUCAUUCUAACAAAUAUUGGAAGAAGUAUGAAACGAUUCAGUUUCUUUAUUUGUAAUAAUUGUCUUUUCAGUGCAUAAAAAUUAACGUACAAAUCAGUCAAAAUGAAAAAGAAAUCUUAGAAUUUAUUUAUACUAGAGCAAGUAUUAUUCAAAUAUGGCUGGAGAACUCAAGCAUUAUCAACUUUUUGUGCCUUGUAUUCGCAGUAAGAUCGCAACACAUAAGGAAAUAAAAGAUAUCCAUUUCUGUAAUAUGUGUCUCGAUCGCUUAUAAUAAACUCCAGCCCAUAUGAACACUCUAGAAUCAUUUUCUUUUACUGCAACCACAUAAAUAUUUAGUUUAUUAAAUCCUUGAAAUUUUAAAUAUAAAAAAAAUUAUUAAUAAAAAUUGAAAUUGAGAACCAAUGAAACA
Clunio marinus is the source of this 2831-nucleotide messenger RNA. Lineage: Eukaryota; Metazoa; Arthropoda; Insecta; Diptera; Chironomidae. The record is from the annotation of a GenBank genome assembly.